Messenger RNA from Morus notabilis, 1021 nucleotides. RefSeq names its product WAT1-related protein At5g40240. The record is from RefSeq and is a predicted model, not a curated record. Gene Ontology annotation, molecular function: transmembrane transporter activity. NCBI's taxonomy places the organism in Eukaryota, Viridiplantae, Streptophyta, Magnoliopsida, Rosales, Moraceae. The transcript has 4 exons. The coding region runs from base 1 to 582 and encodes 193 amino acids. Gene Ontology annotation, cellular component: plasma membrane.
AUGCUUUCAAUAUCAGGUGCAUUGAUGGCCGUUCUCUACAAGGGACCCACAAUCAUAUCCUCUGCAUCUUCAUCACCUUCUCCACGGUCGCCUCCUUCACUUCAGUAUCCUCUAGAAACAACACAAACAAAUGGGAUCACAGGAGGCCUUUUACUAGUUUUGCAAAGCCUUUUUAGCUCAAUCUGGUACAUCCUUCAGACCCAGGUGAUAGAGAUGUACCCAGAUGAGCAAAUUGUGUCAUCCAUAUAUUUCCUAUGCAAGACUAUUAUUGCCUUACCAAUUUGCUUUAUAGCGGAAGCAAAGUGGAGCCAUUGGACAGUGAAGCCUGAUAAAGCAUUGGUCACCAUUGUAGUGUCAGGAGUCUUUGGUCCAUCCUACGAUGCUUUGCUCAGCACAUGGGUGGUGCACUUGAAGGGCCCUCCUUAUGCCUCAAUCUUUAAGCCGUUUUCUAUUGCCAUCGCAGCUGCUUUCAGUGUCAUAUUCCUUGGCGAUUCUCUUUUUCUUGGGAGUGUCCUUGGAGCAACGAUACUGCUAGUUGGGGUUUUAUCCCGUAAUGUGGGGGAAAGCACAAGAAGAAGAUAGCAAAGGUUGUGGGUUUGAGCCCUUGAGAGCCUCACCUGAUGGGAUGAUGACCCCUCUUUUGCAGAGUAAAACGGUUGAAAAUAUAGAAAAUAGCACACGGAGAUGAGUGCCGAGAGAGUUCUUGUUUUUGGUGAUCCGUAAUACAAAUGCGACCUGAUUAAAGUUGGUUAAGCGUUAAGCGCCCCGUUUAAAGUUCAUUUAUUCCAUGAAAAAUAUAAUGGAAAUGCUUUACUAUUGUGAAUGAUUCAGGAAGUUCGGAGUUCAUGAAACUUAAGGGCUGUGUUGAACGUUAAAGAUCUGUAUGUAAUUUUAGUUUAAACUUGAAUUAUGUAAAUCUUAAGUCAACAUAAGCGUGCAUGGAGGGAUGGAUGGAACUCUAUCUAUGAAAGAAGGGAAGAAGAAGAAGAAAGGGUGGGAAAUUAACCAUUUCCGAUGUAAU